AACAGCAUGCAGAAGCAGGUCGAGGUGCGCUUGCAUGAGCCCAACUUUGAAGACCCACUUCCUCCACCCGAGCCAGUAUGUGGAGGCAUUUGUGACAGAUUCAUGAAGAACUUACUUUUAACCCUCACAGUUUUUGGGGUGGUUUUAGGUUCAGUAUCUGGUGUGCUUCUGCGAUAUGUAUCUCCACUCCCUCCUGAUGUCAUAAUGAUUAUUGGUUUUCCUGGAGAAAUUCUCAUGAGAAUGUUAAAAAUGCUGAUUUUGCCUCUGAUCAUCUCCAGUUUAAUCACAGGCCUGGCAGGGUUAGAUGCCCAAUCUAGCGGUCGCCUUGGCACAAGAGCCAUGGUGUAUUACAUGUCUACAACCAUCAUCGCUGCUGUCUUGGGUGUCAUCCUGGUGCUGAUGAUCCACCCUGGCAACCCCAAACUUAAAGCCAACCUGGGAGAAGGGAAGAAAAAUGAUGAAGUAUCCAGUUUAGAUGCCUUCUUUGAUCUAAUUAGAAACCUCUUUCCUGAGAAUUUGGUGCAGGCUUGCUUUCAACAGAUCCAAACUAUUACAAAUAGGAUGGAAGUAGCUCCGUCUCCACAUUUGCACAAUCGGUUUGGACGAAAUAUCACAAGGGGGGCUGGCAGAUAUGUUAUCAAGAAAUCUCUCGAGUUCAAGGGUGGCAUGAAUGUAUUAGGUCUCAUUGGUUUCUUUGUGGCAUUUGGAAUCUGCAUGGGAAAGAUGGGGGAGCAAGCCAAGCUGAUGUUGGACUUCUUUAACAUCCUCAACGAAAUUGUCAUGAGGCUUGUCAACACAAUCAUGUGGUAUUCCCCUGUGGGAAUAGCAUGCCUGAUCUGUGGGAAGAUUAUUUCGAUUAAUGAUCUGGAGACAGUGGCCAGACAGCUUGGGAUGUACAUGGUCACUGUAAUUGUGGGUCUUAUCAUCCAUGGUGGCAUUUUCCUCCCACUGAUAUAUUUUGUCAUUGUCCGAAAAAACCCAUUUACAUUUUUUAUGGGAGUAUUUCAGGCUUGGAUCACAGCAUUAGGAACAGCAUCCAGUGCUGGUACGCUGCCUGUAACCUUCCGUUGCCUGGAAGAAAAUCUGGGCAUUGAUAAGAGAGUUACUCGGUUUGUGCUUCCUGUUGGUGCAACAAUCAAUAUGGAUGGUACAGCCCUUUAUGAAGCAGUGGCAGCUAUUUUCAUUGCACAGAUGAAUGGAAUAGAACUACAUCCUGGUCAAAUUGCUACAGUCAGCUUAACAGCUACUCUAGCCAGUGUUGGAGCUGCCAGUAUCCCUAGUGCUGGUCUGGUCACCAUGCUUCUGAUCCUGACUGCUGUAGGAUUGCCCACCCAAGACAUCAGCUUGCUGGUAGCAAUUGACUGGCUAUUGGAUCGUUUCCGGACAUCAGUCAAUGUUAUUGGAGACUCAUAUGGAGCAGGUAUCGUGUACCACCUGUCCAAAGAUGAGCUAGAUAUGUUGGAUGCCCAGCAAAUGAAGGCAGGUGACUUUGAGAUGGCCAAGACACAAUCCUUCUAUGAGAAUAACACUAACCAUGGAGUUUACAGAUCACGUAACUCCAGUCCUAUCCUCAUAGAUGAUUGCAAGGUUACCUUGGCCCCAAAUGACUCUCCUGCAGAGUAUUCUCUUGUUAAGGACAAACCUUGGAUACAACAGGAACACAGUACACAGAUCCAACUCUGCCUUGUCCAGAGUGCUGCAUGGUUGUUCUUCACGCCACAGGCCAACACAAGCGCCACGCAAGCAAUUACACAGUAUGCGCACGAAGGCUGA
Electrophorus electricus (electric eel) is the source of this 1773-nucleotide messenger RNA. NCBI's taxonomy places the organism in Eukaryota, Metazoa, Chordata, Actinopteri, Gymnotiformes, Gymnotidae. The record is from RefSeq and is a predicted model, not a curated record.